AUUUCUAUAACUUAACCCUCUCUCUCUCUCUCUCUCUCUGAUUUAAAUGUGCCACCAUCUACUCUUCUCUUUCUCCCUGGGCAAUCUUUGCUCUUUAUGAAGCUUUAUAGUUACUCCCACUCUCUCUUUAUUACCCAUUUUCUUGUUCCUGUCCCCUCUUGCUUCCGUGACCCUUUGACUGCUGCUUCACAUCUUCUCUGCCACUUCAGUUUCUAGUCUGAAACUGGGUUCUUCAGCUCUCUUUCAAGUCAUUUUCCUUGCAUAGCAACACCUCCUCUUCCUCCAUGUGAGCUCUUAUCUCCAUUGCCAGGGUUGGAGAUCACAUCACCAGAGAAAGUUCUGAUUUUUGAGGUGUUGCAAGCUCUUUUCUGAAGUUAGUGCAUCUGCGCAAAUGGGUGCUUCAGGCAAAUGGGUGAAAGCUCUCAUAGGUCACAAGAAGCCCGAGAAAGAAGACCAUCAAAAGGGAAGCUCUAAGGGCAAGAAAUGGAAGCUAUGGAGGGGCUCAUCAGGAGAUCUGGGGUCCUCAUGGAGUGCAUUUAAAGGGAAGCACUAUGCAGCAUCUGAUGGGUCUAACAAUGGUUCAUCACCAGGUCUUGCUAGUGCCUUUUCUGCUGCAAUGGCAACAGUGGUUCGAGCUCCUCCGAAGGACUUCAGGGUUGUGAGGCAGGAAUGGGCUGCCAUCAGGAUACAGACCGCUUUCCGUGGAUUCUUGGCCAGAAGGGCAUUGAAGGCCUUGAAAGGAAUCGUGAGGCUUCAAGCUUUGGUUCGUGGGAGACAAGUGAGGAAGCAGGCGGCCGUCACACUGAGAUGCAUGCAGGCUCUUGUUCGAGUCCAGGCCCGUGUGAGGGCACGCCGUGUCCGAAUGUCCAUCGAGGGCCAGGCAGUGCAACGAAUUCUUGAUGAGCAUCGAAGCAAGGCUGAUCUCUUAAAACAAGCUGAGGAAGGGUGGUGUGAUAGUAAGGGAACACUUGAAGAUGUCAAAGCAAAGUUACAAAUGAGGCAAGAAGGGGCUUUCAAAAGAGAUAGAGCAAUUGCAUACGCCCUUGCUCAAAAGUGGAAAUCAAAUGGCGAUGCAAAUUCCAGACCACUUGGGUCAGCGCCCGCUCUCAAGUCGUAUGAGUUUGACAAAAACAGCUGGAACUGGAGCUGGUUAGAACGGUGGAUGUCGGCCAAGCCAUGGGAGACCAGAUUGAUGGAACAAUCCCACUCCGACCAGUUGGAAACAACUGCUGCUCCGAAGACUUUCUCAGACUCUCCUCUAGGCCCACAAUCAAAAUCUUUCGAACCACCUUCUGUUAAAGUUCGGAAGAGUAACAUGACCACUAGAAUUUCUGCAAAGCCUCCCCUAGCUGGACGUGCCACUCGGUCAUCCUCGAGCCCGAGUUCUGACUACCUCUAUGAUGAGAGCUCGCCUUCAUCUUCAUUUUGUAUGUCUAUGACCCCGUCCUCAGGAAACAAUGGCUUGAUGUCGGAGAAAUUGGAUGGUAGUAGCCAUGGGAAGCCAAGUUAUAUGAACUUGACCGAAUCUACCAAGGCAAAGCAGAAGACCGGAAGUCAUCUGUCAAGGAGGGUGCAGAGACAAUCCAUGGAUGAGUUCCAGUUUGUUGCACUUUCAGCAGGGUUAUGCGGCAAUGGGGAUUUGAAAAGCGGUGCUGGUUGUGACCCCUUGUUGAUGAAUUUCUCGAGGCCACUUAAUCAGAUGACCGGGUUGGAUAGGAAUUUGAAGGUGAUGGAGAGGGAGAAUUGCUUGUAUUAUUAGAGAUUCACGUAGUUGUCCUUUUUGGGCUUUUGGUUCUUAUUUGUGGGUAAUGUAAGCUCAACAACUUGGUGGUUUCAAAGAGUUCGGUGUGUUACUUGACCUGUAAACAGUUCUUCCUGUAAUUUUUUGCAUUUGAAGAUCUAGCACAAAACCAACUGAAA
Messenger RNA from Syzygium oleosum, 1920 nucleotides. Its product is annotated as protein IQ-DOMAIN 6. The coding region runs from base 392 to 1759 and encodes 455 amino acids. Lineage: Eukaryota; Viridiplantae; Streptophyta; Magnoliopsida; Myrtales; Myrtaceae. Gene Ontology annotation, molecular function: protein binding. The transcript is spliced from 5 exons. The record is from RefSeq and is a predicted model, not a curated record.